AUGGCGCCCAAGUGGACACACCUCAUCCGCUUCAUCGCUGUCGAAGAUGGCUUGAUUCAUCGCGGCCAGCUUUGCGACACAUCCAUCGACGUCGGCCUUGCUUGCAAGGAGAAGAAGAGCGUACAAGCGAAACUGAUAAAUGGAUCCGCCUUUGAUGGCAGCGUGACAAGCCAAGUCAUGGCGGUAGAUCAGCUCCUUAGUCCCCUCGACGUCUCCGAGGUACCACUGAUCCGAUGUAUGGGGCUCAACUACCACGACCACGCCAAAGAAGCCAACAUGCCCGUACCCACUCACCCUGUCCUUUUCAUCAAGCCUAGGACGGCACUCAGCGGGCCUCAUCCUCGCAAGAUCUACAUUCCCAAGUUUGUGCAGGAUGAAACCACCGACUACGAAGCGGAGCUCACGGUGGUGAUUGCCAAGGAUGGAAAAGACAUACCUGAAGCCGAGGCCAUGGACUACGUCCUGGGCUACACCUGCGGUAACGACGUGAGCGCCCGGACGGAGCAGUUCCGUAACAGCCAAUGGUCCUUCUCCAAGGGACUGGAUCAUUCAGCGCCCAUCGGCCCCGUCCUGGUAUCUCCGUCCGUGAUCCAAGAUCCUCAGGCCCUCGGCAUUCGAGCCACCUUGAAUGGUUCAACGGUGCAGGACUCUCACACGAGGGAAAUGAUCUUCUCAGUCGCGAAGACGAUUGCGUUCCUAUCCCAGGGAACCACACUUGAGCGCGGCACCGUCAUCAUGAUGGGCACUCCGCCCGGUAUUGGAAUUGCCCGAAACCCCAAGAUUUGGCUCAAGAGCGGCGAUGACAUGCGCGUUUCGAUUGAUGGAAUUGGUACUCUCAUCAAUGAGGUCUUUUACGAGUAG
Messenger RNA from Fusarium falciforme, 861 nucleotides. RefSeq names its product FAA-hydrolase domain-containing protein. The record is from RefSeq and is a predicted model, not a curated record. NCBI's taxonomy places the organism in Eukaryota, Fungi, Ascomycota, Sordariomycetes, Hypocreales, Nectriaceae. Gene Ontology annotation, molecular function: catalytic activity. The transcript is spliced from 5 exons. Bases 1 to 861 code for a protein of 286 amino acids.